Truncatella angustata is the source of this 585-nucleotide messenger RNA. RefSeq lists its product as uncharacterized. Lineage: Eukaryota; Fungi; Ascomycota; Sordariomycetes; Amphisphaeriales; Sporocadaceae. The coding region runs from base 1 to 585 and encodes 194 amino acids. The transcript is spliced from 2 exons. The record is from RefSeq and is a predicted model, not a curated record.
AUGCGGACAGCCGUCGAUAUUUGGUUACAGGGCUCAUCGAAGGCCUCGUUCUGGACCAGUUUCGUGGCUGAGACUGCUCGCGCCCAGGUGGACAGAAGUAUACAAAUGUUUAUCCAAGGCACUGUUUUGCCCCAGCUGGAGAAGUUAACAUCUCGAAACCGCGGUAUUCACGGAUUUGUUAUGCCCCCCUCUUGGCUAAGCCCAGACAUUCAGCCUCCGUGGAUAGGCAAAAAGCGUUGGGAGACUCUCCCUUUGGAGUCACUCGAAUACGUCUUCCAACAUGGCGAUCUCGCUGCUCACAACCUCAUAAUUAAUCCACAGACUCUCCAAGUUAUGACAGUUAUCGAUUGGGAGUAUGCUGGUUGUUUCCCACCAGGUAUGGAGAAGUGGCUCGGAACACUGGACUUAGAUAUCUACAUCAAGCGUGGUAAUCAGCUAGCCCGUCCGAUAGCAGAGUUCCUUGCUGUAGAAUAUUUGGAAUGCUACAACAAAUGGGGCGACAAGCCAGAGUUGGACAAGUUGAUCGAACGUGGGGAACUUCCAUAUCCUGAUCAACUACGAAGGUCGGCCGGCAGAGAUGAGUAG